Adineta steineri is the source of this 2089-nucleotide messenger RNA. The record is from the annotation of a GenBank genome assembly. Lineage: Eukaryota; Metazoa; Rotifera; Eurotatoria; Adinetida; Adinetidae.
CUGUAGUUGUCGGUGAUAUCAACAAUGACACUCAAUUAGAUAUUGUUAUUGCUUGUAUUGGUAUAUUAGACAUAGUGAUAUGGUUUGGAGAUGGUACUGGUUCUUUUGAAAAUCGGGGUUUAUAUUUUGUUAACGCAACUUUAUACACUGUAGCUAUUGGUGAUUUGAAUAACGAUACUCGACUAGAUAUUGUCACAGCAACCUUUGAGAUUAGUUUCGUAAGUGUAUCAGUCCAAUAUAAUAGAGGUGCUCUUGCAAAUUCAAUGACUUAUGCAUCUGGUGGUGGUUCGAAAUUGCGAUCCAUUGCUGUUGCUGAUAUGAACAACGAUACUCGACUGGAUAUUAUUGUAGCUAAUUUCGGUACUGACAAUGUAGGUGUUAUUUUUGGAUACGGUGAUGGCUCAUUUACAAACCAAAUGAUGAUCAACAUGGACUCAAAUUCUGAACCAUCGUCUAUUACUAUCAACGAUUUCAAUGGUGAUACUUAUCUCGAUAUUGCUGUAGCCACUUAUAAUACCAAACAAGUAGGCAUGCUACUUGGAAAUGCAAAUGGAUCAUUUGAAAAACAAGCGAUUUAUCAAACUGCUUUCGCAUCUCCACCGUUGGUCAUAUCUUCUGGUGAUUUUAAUAAUGAUAGCCGAUCAGAAAUUGUCGUGGGAUACGAUGAUACUGAUAAUAUUGAUAUAUUUGUUGCAUACAAUACUGGAUCUUUUACAACAGAAAAUACAUAUCCAGCUGGUUCUGUGCCACGAUAUAUAGCUCUUGGUGAUUUUAACAACGAUACUCAACUUGAUAUCGUGGUUGUCAAUUAUGAUAACAGUAGUGUGAGUGUACUUCUCGGAUAUGGGAGUGGUACAUUUUCAAAACAAGUGUCAUAUUCAGUUGGCUCUCUACCACUGGGUUUAAGUGUUGGUGAUUUUAACAAUGAUAGUAGACUAGAUAUCGUUGUCACCAAUAGUAUUAAUAAUAGUGUGAGUAUUCUUUUUGGAGUUGGUGAUGGGAGUUUUGCAAAUCAAAUAACAUAUUCAGUUGGCACUAAUCCAUAUUUUGUUGUCGUCGGUGAUUUUAAUAACGACACUCGAUUGGAUCUAGUUGUUUCAAACGAAGGUAGCAACAAUGUGAGUAUCCUUCUUGCAAAUGAUAAUGGUACUUUUACUGAUCAAAUAACAUAUUCAACUAAUUCCAGGCCACGAGGUCUAACUGUUGGUGAUUUUAAUAAAGAUUAUUGGCUAGAUAUUGCCGUUGGUAAUUAUGGUGAUAAUAGUGUGAGUAUCCUUCUCGGAAAUGGUGAUGGUACUUUUGCAAAUCAAAAGAUAUAUUCAGUUGACUUCAGCCCACUUUCCGUAGCUGUUGGUGAUUUCAAUAACGACACCAUUCUAGAUAUUGUUGCCACUACGAUAGGUUUAAGCACAGUGACUGUUAUUCUUGGAUAUGGCAAUGGAUCCUUCGCAAAUAAAAUGAUGUUUCCAGUGGGUACUCUUCCGCUAUCUAUAGUUGUGGCUGAUUUCAACAACGAUAAGCAAUUAGAUCUUCUUGUCAUUAAUUAUGGUGACAAUACUAUGAGUGUGUUACUAGGUUAUGGGAAUGGAACGUUUGCACCUCAGAUCACAUAUUCAGUCGGCACUCAACCAUAUGGUGUAGGUGUUGUUGACUUUAACAAAGAUGCUCGACUUGAUCUUAUUGUGACAAAUUCAGGUGACAACAAUGUCUUGAUACUGUUUGGUUGUGACAAUAUAGCUUUUGUACCACGACUAACGCUUGUAACUGGUGAAGAUUCCCAACCACAGUCGUUUGUCAUUGGCGAUUUUAACAAUGAUAUCCAAACAGAUAUUGGAGUGGCCAAUUCACGCGCUAAUAAUAUUGGUAUUUUUUUGGGACUGGGUAAUAUUACUUUUACUAAUCAAACAACAUAUUCAACUGGUAUAAAUUCAUCUCCAUACUCUAUAGCAGCUGGUCAUUUCAAUAACGACAAUCGUUUAGACAUUGUUACCGCAAAUUAUGGUUCUGACAGUAUAAGUAUUUUUCUUGGAUUUGGUGAUGGUUUCUUCGCAAAUCAAACGAUGUAUUCAACUGGUUCAUCUUCAUCUCC